GUUAGAAACAUGCUAGAAGAAAAACAGUAGCUUCAAUAAAGAAAGGUUUGCUCAAUAAGUAAGCUGCACAGUGUGUAGAAGUACACGUUCAACCAUCCUCCUGGUUUUAUCGAUGAGACCACUCACUCAUUACCACUUCUGUUGACCUAGCCCUGUGUUGUUGUUGAAGAUGGAGCUCGGAGGAGCUAAUGCCAAUGACGACAUAGAUGCCAUGUUCAGCAAUCUCCUAGGAGAGAUGGAUCUGCUGACGCAGAGUUUAGGUGUGGAUACUAUCCCACCCUCAACUACAACGUCCAAUCAGGAUUCAGAGUUGAAACUCUCAAUUGGUUUUGCGGAUGUAAAUGAGUCUCUCAAUGCACUGGAAGACACCGACUUGGAUGCCUUAAUGGCAGACCUAAUGCAGGACAUCAGUCAGACAGAGCAAGUCUGCAAUGCAAGAGCCAUGACAGCUACAUCUCAAGCUACCCCAGCUUCAAAUUUUUGGAGUUCCAAUGCAAUGCCACAUUAUUCAGCGAUUCCCUCAGCGUCACAGAGAGGAUAUGCAGAGCAACCAAGCCUAGAUCUCCCACCACCUCCACCUGACAUGGUUCCACCACCCAGUUCAGCUUCUGUGUCACUUCCACCACCACCACCUCUGGAACCACCAGAACCAUUGACAGAGGAAGAACGAGAAGCCCGGGCAAAAGCUGACAAAAUCAAACUCGCUUUGGAAAAGCUGAAAGAAGCAAAGGUUAAAAAGCUGGUUGUUAAGGUCCUCAUGAAUGAUAGCAGCAGUAAAACACUGAUGGUCGAUGAAAGACAGACUGUGAGAGAAGUUCUGGACAAUUUAUUUGAGAAGUCUCACUGUGACUGCAAUGUGGAUUGGUGCCUGUAUGAAAAAAAUCCAGAACUACAGAUUGAGCGAUUUCUGGAAGAUCAUGAAAACUUGGUGGAGACCCUGUCACAUUGGACACGAGACAGUGAGAACACACUUCUAUUUGUUGAAAAAAAAGAAAAGUAUGCAGUCUUUAAAAAUCCUCAGAAUUUCUACAUUGCAAAGAAGAAAGCAGAAGGGAAGAAUAUGAAAGAGAAAAACAAAGAGGCAUUACUUGAGGAAUGUUUCUGCGGAACAUCAGUCAUUGUACCAGAGCUUGAAGGAGCCCUCUGUGUAAAAGAAGAUGGAAAGAAGUCAUGGAAACGUCGAUACUUUCUCCUGCGAGCUUCAGGAAUUUAUUAUGUUCCUAAAGGAAAAACUAAGACAUCUCGUGAUCUGGUUUGUUUCAUCCAGUUUGAGAAUGUCAAUAUUUACUAUGGAAUGAAUUACAAAGCGAAAUACAAAGCACCGACUGAUCACUGCUUUGUACUGAAGCACCCUCAGAUUCAGAAAGAGUCACAAUACAUCAAGUAUCUGUGCUGCGACGAUCCCUGGGCUCUACAACAGUGGAUAAUGGGGAUACGAAUAGGAAAGUACAGUAAAACAUUGUAUGACAAUUACAAAGUGGCAGUACAAAGGGCUGGUCUGGCCUCACGAUGGACAAAUUUUUCAAAUGCAGAACCUGUCAAUAGCACAAGCACCGUUCCAGCUACUCCUCAACCAAAUGGACAUCCAGGCCAACCCCAGAAAGCAUUGAACCCAGUCAGUCCAGCAUUUCCUGAAUCCUGGAAGAGUGCACAGGAGAAGACGACUUAUAAUAUUGAUAUCAACCUGCCACCGCCACCUCCUCAACUUGGAUAUCAGGAGUCCUCGCAGGCUGAAGAAGAGGAGCUACCACCUCCCCCUCCAUCCUUUGAACCUCCCCCUCCACUUUUUCAGCCUCCUCAAGAGCCAGCCAUACGAAAGCCAGGUCCUCCUGCAGUACCUACCCGUCACUUCCCUUCUACUACAUCUGCAGUACCGCCUCCUACUGCAAUCAAACGGAAAAAUUCAGGUGCAAAUAACCAACUAAAGUCAAAUGCACACAUUGCAGAGUUACCUCCUCCUCCUCCAGAUCCAGAGAACUUUCCAGAACCACCACCUGAUUUCCUGCCGCCUCCUCCUCCAUGUUUCAACAACAAUUCUGGAGGACCACCACCGCCACCUCCUCCUCCACCUCUUGCUUCUAAUCCAACUAUUAAUGCUGUGAAAAAGCCAGAAGUGCCAAAGAGGAGUGAGAAUCCAACAAUGACCUCCAGCAACAGACCUGGAGGAGGUGUUUCCUCAGACAAGCCAGACCUUAUGUCAGAUCUCAUGAAGGCUCUACAGAAGAAAAGAGCUGCAAUAAAUGAAUAAGCACAGGCAAUUUAGUCAAAGAUUUGUGUCCAUAGGUACUUUACAGUUUAUGUGACACUAAACCAUUUAUCAAAACAGCUCAAAUAGACUCAUACUGGCAAGUAGCCUGAUCUGCACCAGUAAAGAAGCAGCAUUUGAACACAGUUGUUCAGGCACCUACAGCUUUGGAAACAAGCAAUGUAUUAAAAGUGUUGCAUUAUCAAAGAAAAUAUCUAUGUUUAUACAGCCAACAUGUUAAUUUUCCAUAACUGUACAUAUUCAAUGUUUGUUAUUGUUUUACAAGUGUGUUGAUGUUAUUUGACAGUGAAUUUCACUUUCUUCUAAUAGCUAAUGUGAUGUGGCAUUAAUCUAGAGAGACCAGAAAAUCUGUACUGUUUUACAUGAAUUUGGGUAGAUCAAUGUCAAAGCUACUCUGUAUGAUCUCCAUAUUAGAGGGAAAUGAAACAUUAAAAGCUUCUACUUCUGGUUGCCUUCUCACUGUAAAAUAAGUAUGUGUAGAGAUACCUAAAAAUAAAGUAUCAAUCUGACAAAGCUUGCAUGCCAAACUGCAGAAAGAGCGAUUGAUAUGUAGAGCUAAGCAAUUCAACAACCAUCAGAUCAGAUCUAAGCUUUACAGACCACCACAGCCAGUGAUGAACGGUGGUGGACAAUUAAACAAUUAACAGAAGGGGGAGGCUCCAGAAAUAGUCGCAAAGGUGAGGGAGUUGAGCACAUCAGUGUUACAGAUAAUGCUGAAACACUCACAAUAAUCUUCAGCCAGAAGUGCUGAGUGGAUGAUCCAUCUCAGCCUCUUCCAAAGGUCUCCAUAAAUGAUGCCCAGGUCACAUGAUGAAUAAGAAGAAAAUGCAGAAUUAUAAUUCCUCUACAAUGCCCCAUGUGGUUAAACAGCUCAUGCCUCAUCUAGACUCACACAAAGAAUGACUAUUCAGGCUAAUUAUCAAAAGGGUUUCUUGCAUGUUUGGUACUAUCCUCUUUUUUAUGUUCAGUUUAGUUGAAAAAAUUGAAUAACUUAAUUAAAACUACCACAAAACAUUAAUUUA
This is a messenger RNA of Rhincodon typus (whale shark), 3288 nucleotides long. RefSeq names its product amyloid beta (A4) precursor protein-binding, family B, member 1 interacting protein (gene apbb1ip). Gene Ontology annotation, biological process: signal transduction. Gene Ontology annotation, cellular component: cytosol; plasma membrane. Lineage: Eukaryota; Metazoa; Chordata; Chondrichthyes; Orectolobiformes; Rhincodontidae. The transcript is spliced from 14 exons. The record is from RefSeq and is a predicted model, not a curated record. The coding region runs from base 170 to 2248 and encodes 692 amino acids.